Drosophila subobscura is the source of this 338-nucleotide messenger RNA. RefSeq lists its product as uncharacterized. Lineage: Eukaryota; Metazoa; Arthropoda; Insecta; Diptera; Drosophilidae. Bases 37 to 309 code for a protein of 90 amino acids. The transcript is spliced from 2 exons. The record is from RefSeq and is a predicted model, not a curated record.
UCCCGCUUCCAAGUAACACAAACACCAACCAGCAAAAUGAUGAAAUUCUUCGCCCUCGUCCUGUGCGCUCUGUUCGCCGCUGCUGCUGCCAAUCCGGGUCUCCUGGCCUACUCCUCCCCCCUGGCCUACUCCUCCCCCCUGGCCUACACUGCUCCCGUGGCCUACUCCUCGCCUCUGGCCUACACCGCCGCAUACGCCCCCUACGUGGCCCCCUACGCCAGCAGCGUGAGCGCCCACACCGUGGCCCACAGCGCCGCCUUCCCCGCAGUCUAUGCCGCAGCACCAGUGGCCGCUGUCCUCAAGAAGUAGGAUGCCACACGCGUGCCACAGCUACAACA